AUGAGUCUUAAAAAGGUUGAUGCAGAAGGCAGAGAAAGCAAGGCAGGGAUGAGAAGUAUUUCUACUAACAGGGACAUGAAUUUAAGGCACUGUAAAAAUUGCAAGAUAAUAUACAUGGAGCAGGAGAUGGAAAAUAUUGAAUCUCAAACUUCUUACAGAGCAGCAGUGCAAGAGGAAGCACCUGGCUUGUUUGGCAAGAGAAAUUCUUCAGUAACUCUGAAGGUUUUGUCAAUUUUGAAGGGUUUACCUCAAUGCAUGGAUUAG
Molecule: messenger RNA, 264 nt
Organism: Sphenostylis stenocarpa
Lineage: Eukaryota; Viridiplantae; Streptophyta; Magnoliopsida; Fabales; Fabaceae
Source: the annotation of a GenBank genome assembly